This is a messenger RNA of Rhopilema esculentum, 2266 nucleotides long. Its product is annotated as zinc finger protein 703-B. NCBI's taxonomy places the organism in Eukaryota, Metazoa, Cnidaria, Scyphozoa, Rhizostomeae, Rhizostomatidae. The record is from RefSeq and is a predicted model, not a curated record. Gene Ontology annotation, biological process: negative regulation of DNA-templated transcription. Gene Ontology annotation, cellular component: nucleus.
AAUUCGCGACCACAUUCGACGCAUAGCCAGUUGAACCAUGCGAGCGGUUGAGUCUCCUCAGUGUGCGACCACGAAAAAACAGGAUAAUAAACGAACCGAUUUUCCGAUCGUGGCCUUAGAAAUGUUGACUCAAAGAGUUCCUCAAAUUCAUUGCGACUAUCUUCAACCUCAUUCCUCGAGUUUGGAAAACAAAACAUCACCGUUGGCACUGUUGGCAGCAACAUGCAGCAGUAUUGGUCGCAAUGACACCGAUAAAGGCAAAGAAUCGAUUGUGAAGACUAUUUCUCCCAAGGCAUCUUCCAAAAUAGAAGACUCGAAAUCAUCCUUCAAGCCCUACAAGCAGGAUUUCAAAUUCUCCUCGUUACCCAAACCACAUACAGAGGGGGCGGUAACUUCGUCUACACCGACAACUCCCUACGGCUUUUCCUACUGCCACGGUCGAUUUCCACCAGGCGCUCUACCACCGCCAGAGGUGGAGAAGGAAAGACAUGGUGGCUGCAUUGGUAAUGGACAUUAUGAAGCGAAUCGUGAUAUGAAUAUGCAUUCUUUGAUGAAAUGUCAUCCUCCCGCAAAUGUUGCAUCGCAGAAAUCGUCGCCUUACGUACCCCACGAACACGAGUGUGCUCAUUGCAAUUCAGGCAGAGGUAUGCCAAUACCUCAGUCAUCAAGGGGCGCAAAUAUAUGCCCAUGCUCAUUUUGCAAUCAGUUAAGGCCCUCAGCAGAUGGCACAGCUUUGAAACAAAGUCCACAACAUUGUCAAAUGCAGUCAUUGCAUCAAAUGUACCCACAUCUGAAGAAUCCAAGCAGCAUGAUCUGCAGAGAUCCACACUGCCAGAACUGCACAAUCAAGUACCCACAAAGCCCGUCAGUUGGGCUACAGAAUUACAUCCACCCUGCCCUUGUCCACCAGUGUACGCAUUCGAACAAGUCUUCAGGUUUGCCGACUAAUGGCUCGCCGAACGUCCUUCCAUCUGAUAUUUUCAUGAAGCCAAAGCCGCCAAUCUCUGCUUCGCACCCAUUUAUAUGUAACUGGGUAUCUGACAGUAAACACUGUGGAAAAAGCUUCAUUAGCUCGGAGGAAUUACUUCAGCAUUUAAGGACUCAUACGUCAUUGGCACAUUCGCAGAGCCGAUCUCCUUGUGACACGCACGAUUCUGGUCCCAGUCAAGUGGGGCAAGCAGUGUGUAACAUUCAUGGUUGCCCUUGCCGGUUAGGAAAGAAUCCUGGAAGACAGUCCACUUUACCAUCUGUGUAUGGACCGUACCCAUCGAACAGCAGUGCGUCUAUUCGUUAUCAUCCCUAUAAUGGGCUUGGUGCUAAAUUCGGGGGAAUCAGUGGCCCAGAAGGUGCUUAUUCGUCAUAUUUGCCACAUGGAAUGAUUCAUUACUAGGCCAGGCCUAGCAUGCGGAGGUGUCUGGACAUUCGCAAACAUUGUCGCCCUCAAAGGCAGUCUUGUAAUUCAGUAUACCAAAUGAGCGUCCUGUUGGACUUUAAAAUUCAUCUUUUUAGGUGCAAGGGUUAUAAACCUUAGGUUAUUGAUUGUAACACAAAACCAAUAAUAAAAACAUACCUAGAAUUUUUGCAAAGUUUAUUUUCACUUUUGUUAAACUGUUUUAUGAUACUCGCUGGCCAAUGGGAGAUCAAAAGUUAUUCUUAAUUUCUGCUCUCGGUAAGAAAGAGGCCUUAAAGAAAACUGUAUGUACAUGAUUCGGUUAUUCUAGUUAUAAAGAAAAGAUGAUGCAAAGUUUCUGUUAAUCUGCCCGAACAAAUAAGUAGUUAUAUUGCACAUCCGAUCAAAAUACUUAAACUUCAAAUGAGUCAUACUGCUCUUUAUGCAUACAAUCAACAUUCACAAGUACUUUGGGUUAUUCUGGUUGGCAAAUUUUCCCAAUUUAUAAAGUUAUAAAAUAAAUUAACAUUUCUUAUUAGUGAAAGAAAACACGUUUUAUUGCUUCAAGAUUUGCCUGUGCAUUUUUGUGCACAGAAACACUUGUUAUACAACACCAGUGUGGUUUAGAGUGAUGUUAUUAAGAGUGACUGUCAGUCUUAGAUCUUUGGCAACAUAAGCUCAAGUAGUCCCAUGACGUAAUAACUUUGUUUGCUACUUUCAGUAUGAGCUUGAAAACCGUUGACUUAUAAAUGCCUUUAAAUUGUAGUAUAUAAUUAAUCUGUAUUAUAGUAGAAAUAUGUGUUUUAAACUAAGAACGAGACGAAUGUAAACAAGUUUGACAUGAUUUACCCAAGAAAUGUCGUCAGAAUAAUAAAA